AUGGCUGCAUUAGCAAAGCCUCGAUCUGAAAUGACUCAAGAAGAGUUAGCAGCGAAAGAACAAGAAGAAUUCAACGUUGGUCCACUUUCUGUGCUUACACAGUCAGUAAAGAAUAAUGCGCAAGUCCUGAUCAACUGCAGAAACAACAAGAAAUUGCUUGGUCGUGUAAAAGCUUUCGAUAGGCAUUGUAAUAUGGUUCUGGAAAAUGUUAAAGAAAUGUGGACAGAGUUACCAAAAACGGGGAAAGGGAAGAAGAAGGCGAAGCCCGUUGCGAAGGAUCGUUUCAUAACAAAAAUGUUCCUUCGCGGCGAUUCCGUUAUUAUCAUAUUGAAAAAUCCAGCAGUUGCAGUUUCAGAAUCCACCUAA
Messenger RNA from Acanthocheilonema viteae, 366 nucleotides. The record is from the annotation of a GenBank genome assembly. Lineage: Eukaryota; Metazoa; Nematoda; Chromadorea; Rhabditida; Onchocercidae.